AUGAGGCUGUUGUGGAUUUCAUGCCUGCUGAUUGGAAGCAUCUCUUGUGUCCCUGCAGGGAAAAAAUAUGGCUCAGGUGCUGCUGACCCAGGCUGGCGGUCUGUGCGCUAUUACAGCCCUGUGGUCUCCUCAUAUGGGGCUGCUUAUCCAGCUUCUCAGCCCAGUGGGUAUGACAGUGGUGCUCUAGGUGGUGGCUAUGGAUAUGGUGGCUAUGCUAGUGCAGGUAGUGGUUCUGCAGGGGGAGCCUCUUACGGCUUUGUUACCAGCUCUGAUGCUGGGGAUGAAAACCCAGAGGCGGUCUUCAGUGACGUGUCUGAUCUGGAGCCAGUCUACGCCUCCAGCUCUCGCUCAAGGUACCAGCGAGGAAGAGCAAUGUAUACUAAAACUCGCUAUACCCCAGGAGAGCCUGGUCUUGUAGUCACUGAAGCCUCAAACCAGAACUAUCCUGCUAAAGCACCAGCCAAAGGUGGCUACUAAAAGGACUCUCUGGUCUGGUCCAGAUGACUCAACUGUUCAUCAACAAAUGCAAAUAAA
Messenger RNA from Scomber japonicus (chub mackerel), 534 nucleotides. RefSeq names its product fibroin heavy chain-like. The coding region runs from base 1 to 477 and encodes 158 amino acids. The record is from RefSeq and is a predicted model, not a curated record. Lineage: Eukaryota; Metazoa; Chordata; Actinopteri; Scombriformes; Scombridae. The transcript has 4 exons.